AUGGAUACCUUAAAGACUGCUGUAAAGACUAAUGUCGAAGCUAAAUAAAGCGACACAAAUGCUAUUCACUCAUUUACUUAAGAUGAAGUUAAUGCUUACUGCGAACAUAUUAACUACUAUCUUUCUGAUGAUGCUGACCUCAAAGAAUUAUUGCCAAUUGAUCCUUAAAGCAAUAAGAUUUUUGAAGCUGUUGGAGAUGGUGUCUUGCUUUGCAAAUUAAUCAACAAAGCCACUCCUGGUACUAUUGACCCUAGAGCCAUCAACACCAAGAACCUUAACAUCUUUAAGAAAAAUGAAAACUUAACCUUAGCUAUAGCUUCUGCUAGAGCAAUUGGCUGUGUUUGCGUUAAUAUUACAAACAAUAGCAUUAUAGAUAAGAGAGAACAUAUUAUUUUGGGUCUUGUUUGGUAGAUUAUCAAGGCUUAAAUGUUGUUUAAGAUUGACUUGAAAAACCACCCUUAUUUGAUUAGACUUAAAAAGGAAGAAGAAGAAAUUAGUGAUCUUCUUAAACUCCCUAAAGAAGAACUUUUGAUCCGUUGGUUCAAUUACCAUUUAGAAAAUGCUAAGCACUCAACUAAGAUUAAUAACUUUUCUAAGGAUGUUUCCUCAGGUACUGAAUACACAGUUUUACUCAACCAAAUUGCUCCUGAAAAGUGCAACAAAGACGGAUUAAAUUUAGAACACCUUGAAAGAUGCAAGAAGGUUAUUAAUGAUUCUAAACUUUUGGGAGUACCUCCUUGUAUUAAGCCUUCUGAUAUUGUAAAUGGAAAUCAAAAGCUUAACUUGAUUUUCUGUGCUCACUUAUUCAACAAUUGCCCUGGUUUAACUCCUACUGAACAAGAAAAAAUUGAUGCUGCUGGCAUGAUAGAUGAUGAUAACGAUCCUGAAGCUUCUCGUGAAGAAAGAGUUUUCAGAAUGUGGAUGAACUCUUUAAAUAUUGAAGAUGUUUAUCUUAACAAUAUGAUUCAAGAUUUAAGAGAUGGUAUCGUUUUAUGUAAGAUUAUGGAUAAAUUAGCUCCAGGAAAAGUUGACUUGAAGAAGGUUUCAAAUAAAAACUCUAAAUUCACUAAAAUACAAAACGCUAACUACGCAGUAUAAUUAGCUAAGGAUUUACAUUUAUAAAUUGUUGGUAUUGGUGGUACUGAUAUUGUAGAUGGUAACAAAAAGCUUAUCCUUGCUAUUGUUUGGUAACUCAUGAGAAAGUAAUCAUUACAGGUUAUUGGUGAAUUGAAUGAACAAAAAUUAGUAGAAUGGGGUAAUAGUAGAAUUCCUCAAGAUAAACAUAUAACUGGAUUUAAAGAUAAAUCUCUUAAAAACUCACAUUUCUUCUUCAAGAUUAUGGAAUCUAUUGAACCUAGAGCUAUCAAUUAGGAUUUGAUAACUCCUGGUGAGACUGAUGAAGAAGUCACUAACAAUGCUAAAUACGCUAUCUCUGUUGCUCGUAAGCUUGGUGCAGCAGUUUUCCUUGUUUGGGAACACAUUAGAGACGUCAAUCCUAAAUUUUUAAUGACAUUUACUGCUUCUCUCUACCACUGUGCUAAAGAAUACGAAGGAAAGAAGGUCUAAUGA
This is a messenger RNA of Tetrahymena thermophila SB210, 1569 nucleotides long. RefSeq names its product fimbrin-like protein. Gene Ontology annotation, cellular component: cytoplasm; actin filament; actin filament bundle. Gene Ontology annotation, biological process: actin filament network formation; actin filament bundle assembly. The transcript has 10 exons. Gene Ontology annotation, molecular function: actin filament binding. The record is from RefSeq and is a predicted model, not a curated record. Lineage: Eukaryota; Ciliophora; Oligohymenophorea; Hymenostomatida; Tetrahymenidae.